Molecule: messenger RNA, 1188 nt
Organism: Ilyonectria robusta
Lineage: Eukaryota; Fungi; Ascomycota; Sordariomycetes; Hypocreales; Nectriaceae
Product: beta-lactamase/transpeptidase-like protein
Exons: 4
Coding region: 1-1188 (395 amino acids)
Source: RefSeq, a predicted model, not a curated record
AUGGAGAAAUUAAAUCAAAUUCUGAAUAACUUCAUGGCAGAUGGAGACAGCACCAAGGACAAGGUUCUUGGCGCGUCGUUCAUUGUAACCGAUAAGAAUAAGAUCUUGUAUGAAGGAGUGGCUGGCCGAAUAGGCAACGCUGUAGACUCGCCAUCAUUCAGUUCGGAAUCUUCCGGCUGGAUUGCCUCGAUGACCAAAAUCGUCACCGCUACGAGUCUGAUGCAACUCUUUGAGAGGGGAUUGAUACAUCUGGAUGACGAUGCCCGGUCGUUGGUUCCUGAGCUGGCCAACGUGCAGAUUCUUCGAGGAUUCAAUGACGAAGACAAGCCCGUUCUGGAGAACAACACCGACCCGAUCACACUUCGGCAACUCCUAUGCCACACGAGCGGAAUGGGCUACGACGCCAUUGACGCAGAUCUUCAGAAAUGGUCGUCCGCCACGGGACGGACUGCGGGUACACUGGACCAGACACGCGAGGGAUGGAAUACACCACUGAAAUUCCGACCUGGUGAGUCUUGGCAAUAUGGCAGUAGCUUGGACUGGGCGGGUCAAGUGCUUGAGAAAAUCACCGGCCAAAGCCUCGGGGAGUACAUGUCGGAAAACAUUUUCAAGCCGCUGGGCAUGACCGAUACAACUUUUCGUCGUCAAAAGAUUGCAGAGAAAGUCUCCGGCCGCAUCAUUGAGAGUACCUACAGAAUUCCAGACGGGACGCUCAUUCCGGGCCCUCUUCCAGUGUCGGAGGAUCCUCCACUUGACGGUGGUGGCGCGGGACUCUUCUCAACAGCCCAGGACUAUAUCAAAUUCCUGCAGGCUGUUGUUGCAGCUGGCGAGGGCCAGGGUACUCUUCUGCGCAAGGAAACCGUCGAUGAGAUGUUUCGACCACAGCUCAGUAAAGCUCAACGGCAGAAACUGCAGACAUUUCUGAAGGAUGCCAUGCCAUUUCCUCCCGAUACGCCAAUGGACCACGGAAUCAGCGGUGCCAUCAACACGGCUGAUCUGGAGGGGAAACGAAAAAAGGGGACAUUGACUUGGGGUGGAAUGAGCAACGGUCAAUGGUGGAUCGAUCGCGAAAUUGGGAUAGCUGCUGUGCUCUUCGUUAGCCUCCUUCCCCCGUAUGACGAGUCUGUCAAGAGGUUGUAUGAUGAGCUAGAGAGGGUCGUGUAUGGAGAUCUACUUCCUCGCUCCUAA